AUGUCUGUUACGCUGCAAACCACGCAUGGUGAUCUCAAGAUCGAGAUCUUCUGCGAAUCCGUUCCCAAGACAGCGGAGAACUUCUUGGCUCUCUGUGCGUCCGGGGCCUACGAUGGCACCCCUUUCCACCGCCUGAUCCCCGAUUUCAUGAUCCAGGGCGGCGACACAUCACAGUCGGUGCACAAAUCAACCACUGGUGAGCCUGUCGUCAAGGGUGGCACAUCCAUCUGGGGCGAGUACUUCGAAGACGAGAUUAAGAUUCCUGCGCUGCGACACUCGGGCCGUGGCAUGGUCUCGAUGGCGAACAAAGGUCCCAGAACCAACGGCAGUCAGUUCUUCAUCACCCUAAAGGAGGCAUCGCACUUGGACGGUCAGAAUACUGUUUUUGGCCGUAUCAUUGAGGGAGCGGAGGAAGGAGGUGCGCUGGAAAAGAUGGAGGCUGUCCCGGUCGAUAAGAAGUACCGACCUAAGGACGAGAAAAUUGUCGUCAACAAAGUCACGGUCCAUGCGAAUCCUUUGGCAGGGUGA
This is a messenger RNA of Exophiala bonariae, 528 nucleotides long. RefSeq names its product Peptidyl-prolyl cis-trans isomerase cyp10 (gene CYP10). The record is from RefSeq and is a predicted model, not a curated record. Gene Ontology annotation, biological process: protein folding; protein peptidyl-prolyl isomerization. Gene Ontology annotation, cellular component: catalytic step 2 spliceosome. The coding region runs from base 1 to 528 and encodes 175 amino acids. Lineage: Eukaryota; Fungi; Ascomycota; Eurotiomycetes; Chaetothyriales; Herpotrichiellaceae. The transcript is spliced from 2 exons. Gene Ontology annotation, molecular function: peptidyl-prolyl cis-trans isomerase activity.